Molecule: messenger RNA, 928 nt
Organism: Marmota monax (woodchuck)
Lineage: Eukaryota; Metazoa; Chordata; Mammalia; Rodentia; Sciuridae
Product: protein FAM104A
Exons: 5
Coding region: 206-751 (181 amino acids)
Source: RefSeq, a predicted model, not a curated record
CGCGCUCCUCAACCGCCUUUGAGCUGCGUCUUUUUCUUGAUGGUGUUGGUGUGGAUACGAGGGUGAUACUAGAGAUGGCUUCUGCGCUGGGGUCAGGUUGCCUGACCCACUUCUGGCGAUACUGGACCAUCCUUUGGUCUCGCUUGGCUUCUUCAGCCAAUGUCUCCGAGUUCUCGGAAGAUAAACAGCGGAAUAGGAUCCUGCCAUGGCUCAAGUUGAAAGACCCGCCGAUUCCCUGUCCAAGAAAGACGCACGAGGCACUGGCUGCAAAAGCAAGAGGCGAUUUAUUGAUACACAGGCGCCUGCGGGUGCUCAGCGAAACCUCAGCCGGAGCUUCGGUGAACUGGCACACCGGGCUUUGGGGAAAAGGAAAAGAGAUGGAAACCAAGAAGACAACCAUCACUGCUUCCAUUCCAAAAGGACUCGGAGAAACCUUCUCUUUCAGGAUUCUCAAGAUAAAGAGACAAUACUUGAAAGAAAAAGCAAUUCAGAAAGCCAACUGAGUGGAACCCAGAUGUAUGUGUAUUCAAGCAGUGUUACUGAAAGGAACAUCAGCAGCAUUCAUAGCCCAGAGAGAGCAGGUGGACCAGAAAGCAACAUAAAUCGGAUUGCUGCUGAACACGACCUGAGCACCUGUCAGUUCUUGCAUGAGGAGAAUAUGCUGUCCCAAGGUCCUUACUGCCAAAUUAAUCAGAUCUUGAAGGAAGCUCACUUCUACAGCUUACAGCAGCGAGGACAGCCCCCAACCUGAUGAACUAGGAGCCCCUUAUUCCAACUUAAAAUGUGUUUAUAAAAGCAAUUGCAUACGCACGAAAAAGAUCUUUUGAGGUUUCUGUCUAUAUUUUAAUGACAGGCUUAUGGGCCAAUUUUGUUGCACCCAUGCAAUUUCAAAAAGGCUUUAAUAAAAUGCUUAUGAUAUUCUUUUCAA